Solenopsis invicta (red fire ant) is the source of this 1133-nucleotide messenger RNA. RefSeq lists its product as uncharacterized. NCBI's taxonomy places the organism in Eukaryota, Metazoa, Arthropoda, Insecta, Hymenoptera, Formicidae. Bases 168 to 884 code for a protein of 238 amino acids. The transcript has 4 exons. The record is from RefSeq and is a predicted model, not a curated record.
AAUCCCGCUAAAGAUAUGUGUAGAGGGGAAAAUCGGAGUAGAGGGGAAAAGUCGUCAGCGAUUUCUCGCUGCGGGAAUUUGAAUUUGCGCACCUUAUUCAGUCAGUUUGCCACCAUUGUUGUAUCGGAAUUGCGAUCUCUUUUGUGUGUUUGUAAAAUAACGAAAUAAUGGCGAAUUUGCAAAGAGCCUUUAACGAGAACACUGUAGUACAUACACCACUAGAUUAUAUCACUAAAGAUGGAAAAAGCGAGGAGUUCGAACAAUUACUUGCAUCGUUUACAAAUCUAUUUUUGUUUAUGGCUGAUAUGUUAAGAAAGUUUGAAAAAGCCGUUGAAAGAAUAACAAUACAAAUUUUCACCUUAAAACUACAACUGGCUGAGAAAAUUGAAAAUUACAACAAAGCACAAAGAAUUAUUAAAGAGUCAGUCGCAAACGCAAACGUCGUGGAUCUUACAAAAUUGGAAUUACCGGAUGAAGUUUCUGCUAGAGAGACGCGUAAAGGUUUGUUUUUAUGUAUCGAUAAUAUUUUGGGAAAGUUAUAUGAAACGUUUGAAACAGAGAUCGACAAAUUGAAACAUAAAAUUUUAAUCUCAAAACAACAACUGGCUAAUGAAACUGAAGACUGCAAAACAUGGAUAAAAAAAAUUAGAAAAUUAUACGCAAGCCUCGCAAAACUAAUUAAAAAACUUAUACCGAAUGUAGAUUUUGCUGGAGAGACGGGUAAAGAAAAUUCUUUAUUUGCCAAAGUCGAACGUCUGCAAGAACUUCAAAAAAAGUGGACAGAUGACAUAAAAAUAUAUUAUCAAAUAAAAAGACAAUGGCGAUAUAAAGUAAAAUCUCUAGAGACAAAAAUUCAAAAUCUUUUAGAAGCGAGAUUGGAAUAAGACAAAUAAUAAUAAAAAUUGGCGCUACAGAAGUAGAGAACAAAAUUUCACCGAGAACAAAAUUUCUGAAAUAAAUUAUAAUCUUCGAAAACGGAAAAAGGUGUUAAAAAUUAUAAGUGUUGAGAAGAUUUUUUAAAUAACAUUAAAUGAAAUUAUUUAAGUGAAGACAUCACUAUAAACAGUCGAUAAAUGUAUUUUUUAAAAGUAUAAUUUAAAAUAAAAUGCGCAUUAUUUUUUAUCUUUCUAAAA